UGAUCCUGCAAUGGCGGCUGCAACAGCCCAAGGAGAUAGCUUUUGGGACGAAAUUGAUCAUUUAACCACGAAAUUACAAAGAGAAAACCGAACAAAACAGACUGUAAAUCCAGGAAGCCAUAUCGGCGGUAUAAAGGAUGCACCUUACAAGCAAACGACGAGAUCUGAAGUCAUUAAAAAAAUUGAAUUUUUCAUUGAGGGGUUAUUGACAAAACUCGCUCAAAAUAAUUUGCCUGAUAUUCAAUUCAAGAAUAGGCGUUCAUGGGCAAAUAUGUCCUUUAUAGAUGAUGUCGGUGUGGAGAUGAACGGAAAUGCGACAGAGACGACCAUUAAGCUCAACUCAAACUACUCCAUACAAAAAUAUGCAAAAACUCUAAAAAUUUUACGCAUUGCGCAUGGGUUAUUGCAAGAGAACGUUUACUCGACAAAAAGAGAAAUCUAUUACAACGAUGUACCAUUUUUUGGAAAUCAAGCGACAGUUGACCAUAUAGUUGAUGAUAUAUCAUGCAUGUUUAAUCUCCCAAGACACGCGCUGCACAUUUUGGCUUGUUCAAAAGGAUAUGUAAGUGGGAAACUGUCAUUUCGUGAGCAUGAUGGUAACUUGAUCGACUGCAAUGUGAACCCGAAUGGCAUACUAAUUCCAACGCAUAUUCAUGGUAUUUACAACAUCUGUUCGGAUGCAAAAGCAAUUCUCGUAGUUGAGAAAGAUGCAACAUACCAACGCCUCUUAGAUGAUGAUAUCUUGGAAAAACUUUACCCAAUUAUCAUGAUAACAGGAAAAGGAUUUCCAGAUCUUAACACACGGGUACUAGUGAAAAGACUUUGGGAAAGUCUAGAAAUUCCUGUACUAGCUUUGGUCGACACAGAUCCUCAUGGAGUGGAAAUCAUGUGUGUCUAUCGAUUUGGAUCAAUGUCACAAUCAUAUGACACAGACAAUUUAGCAGUUCCCUCUAUGAGAUGGAUUGGCGUACUUCCAUCAGACUUGGAAAGGUUGUCCAUCAAUAAAGAAGCCCAGAUUCCUCUCACAGAGCAAGACCGGAAGAAAAUUUCACAACUUUUGGAUAGGCCAUAUGUGAAGGCACAUGCAUCAAUUCAACAAGAGUUAUUGGUGUUGUUGAACACUGGUCACAAAGCUGAGAUGCAAGCUUUGUCUACAAUAUCAACUGGGUUUAUCACUGAUGUCUUUUUGCCAAUAAAGAUCAAGCAUGGCAAAUGGAUUUGACUUGAAAAACUCAUUUGCCAUGAA
Molecule: messenger RNA, 1246 nt
Organism: Dendronephthya gigantea
Lineage: Eukaryota; Metazoa; Cnidaria; Anthozoa; Malacalcyonacea; Nephtheidae
Product: meiotic recombination protein SPO11-like
Exons: 1
Coding region: 11-1222 (403 amino acids)
Biological process (GO): reciprocal meiotic recombination; meiotic DNA double-strand break processing; meiotic DNA double-strand break formation
Cellular component (GO): nuclear chromosome
Molecular function (GO): ATP binding; DNA binding; DNA topoisomerase type II (double strand cut, ATP-hydrolyzing) activity
Source: RefSeq, a predicted model, not a curated record